This is a messenger RNA of Eufriesea mexicana, 1338 nucleotides long. Its product is annotated as tubulin delta chain. Gene Ontology annotation, biological process: microtubule-based process. Gene Ontology annotation, cellular component: microtubule. Bases 1 to 1338 code for a protein of 445 amino acids. Gene Ontology annotation, molecular function: GTP binding; structural constituent of cytoskeleton. The transcript has a single exon. The record is from RefSeq and is a predicted model, not a curated record. NCBI's taxonomy places the organism in Eukaryota, Metazoa, Arthropoda, Insecta, Hymenoptera, Apidae.
AUGCUUACAAUACAAUUUGGACAAUGUGGAAAUCAACUAGGACAUACGUUAUUCUCGGAAGUAUCAUCUGAUAUGGAAUGUGUAAAUACAGGUGUAUCACAUAAGGCUAAUUUUCAGUAUUCAGAAGAUACAUUCGAUAAAUGGUUUAGCGGUAUAUCUAAAAGUAAUGAACGUUUAGCAAGGGCAGUUUUAGUAGAUACAGAAGAAAAGGUGAUAAAUAAGAUUUAUAAUGACACAAAUAAUCCAUGGACAUAUUCAACAAAAAAUGUAAUUUGUCAAGCUGGAGGAGGUUGUGCAAACAAUUGGGCACUUGGUUAUUUGAUAAAAGGAUAUGAGUUAAGCGAUGUGAUAUUAAAUUGCAUAAGACAGGAAACAGAAAAAUUAGACCAUUUUGAUGGAUUUCUUUUGUUAUUAAGUUCUGCAGGUGGAACAGGAUCUGGUAUUGGAAGUUAUAUUACAAAACUAUUACGCGAGGAGUAUGAUAAAAAACCAAUUGUUAACACAACGGUAUUACCAUUUUCAUUUGGUGAAGUAUGUACACAAAACUAUAACACAUUGUUAACUUUAGCAAAACUUUACAACGAAAGUGAUAUAAACAUUUUAAUUGAAAAUGAACAAAUAUAUAAUAUAUGCAAUAACUUAUUACAAACAUCAGCUACAAAUUUACAGGAUAUGAAUAAAGUUAUUUCAGAAAAAUUAUUAGCUGUAUUUCAACCGAUAAAUCAUGUGAAAUGUAAUAUAAAUUCAUUAUUGUCUCAGAUAGUAUGUCAUCCAUCAUAUAAAAUAGCAACAAUCAAAACUACUCCACAUAUACCUGCAACGUCUGCAAACUAUGAAUCUACGUAUAAUUGGAAUUCAUACAUACACCAUUUAAAGCAAACACUUAGAAUAUCAAAUUUGAAUUCUCAGUUGACUAACAUUGAACUAAAAAUGCCAUCUAAUUCAUUAGCUAAUACAGCGCAUCAUGUAUAUGCCUGUUCAGUAUCAAAUAUUUUGAUAACACGUGGAAUAAUACAAGAACAAAAUCUAAUAAUGACUGAUAAAUUUGAAGAAAAACAUUUAUAUGCAAACUGGAAUACAAUUGAUUGGUUCUCUCAUUGGCAUCAAAAUCGAAAAUUUUUAAACCAUGAUAAAUUUCUUGCUUUGGUAACAAAUAAUUCUCAGAUCUCUUAUUCUUUAGAUACACUAUUAAAUAAAACUUGGAAGUCUUAUAUUCAUUCUGCAUUUUUGCACCAAUAUAAACAAUUUGGUUUAGAAGAGGAUGAUUUUCUACAAGCAUUUGCAGUACUUGAAAACGUUGUGAAAGAAUAUAAAGAAUUAGUUUCUCACAUGAAAUAA